GUGGACAAUAUCAUACACUUGUGGAGAGUCGUGUUCGUCUAAACUUGGUAUCUUACUUCUUGUAAUUGCUCCUUCGAGUACAUGCAAUUCAUCCGUGGUUGGAUAGAUAAAGUUGUAAAAAUUUGGGAAUAUAUGGAAAUGAAAAGCCAAUCAAGAAAGUUUAGAAAAGGGUAUUAUAACAUUUAAGGAAGGAAUUGAAAUACCCCUCUAUGGUAUUCAUAUCAGAUUUGCCUCACCCAUUCUACCUAAUAAACAACCAAUUCAUUCAUGUAUAUCUUCUUAUCAUACUUCAAUUUGGGCUAUUUAAAAUGAUAUCAUGAACCAAAAGAAGUAACUCUUACCUUGCUUCCAACAUUAGCAGCAACGGAAUCAUGGUGUUAUCGGCGUGUUCUUCGCAACGGCUAGCCUUGUUCUUCAUGUUCUUCGUGUUCUUCGUGUUCUUCAUUGUUCGUCCUGUCUUGGGUGACCCUGCAACGCAGCAACGGAUUGAUCGAGUAUGCCGUCAAAUGGAGGAUUAUGGAUUUUGCAAUAGAACCUUUAGUGAAAAUCUGAGAGGUCCAGUAGAUGAUGUUGGCCUAACCUUGAUAGCAAAUGACCAAGUUUUGAGAAAUGCGUCCAAUACCUAUCAGUUCAUAGAGCAGCUUCAAGCUAGGACAUCUGAUCCAGCAACAAGAGCUGCACUUGAGAAUUGCAGAAUUGGUUGCAGCCAGGUCCGGGAAGCGUUUGAGCAGGCGAGUUAUUACUUCAACAAAAGAGACUAUGUCAAUAUGGUCCAGGUUGAAAGGGAUGCACCCAGAGGAGAGGCGUUCUGUCGACCACCGACGACGGCGAGCCGGUUGGUUGAGAGGAAGAGGGAAUUGAGGAUUCUUAUUGCCAUGGCUGUGGUUGCUGGUCAUAUACUAGCUCCUUGAUCGACGAGAUUGAAAUCCAUAGCUUGUUCAGCCUCAUGGUUUUAAAACGUGUCUACUAGAGAGAGGUUUUCACACCUUAUGAUAUGCUUCGUUCUCCUCUCCAACUGAUGUGGGACCUGAUGCUAUCUCUUUUAUAGUUCGAUACUAGAGAAAUGAUUGAUCCUACAGAUCAAAAGUCGUUCAUGUGGGCCUCUAAACAGUCUUUAACUCUACUUCCUUUCUGGCGCGACAAAAUGCAAUGCAAUGACAAAUGUUCAACAUAAACAGCUACAAAGAUGAGUUUUAGAAAACUAAUUUUGCAGUUCCUGUUGUACCAUAUACUAUUCUUUUCACC
Messenger RNA from Cucurbita pepo subsp. pepo (vegetable marrow), 1245 nucleotides. RefSeq lists its product as uncharacterized. Gene Ontology annotation, molecular function: pectinesterase inhibitor activity. The record is from RefSeq and is a predicted model, not a curated record. Gene Ontology annotation, biological process: negative regulation of catalytic activity. Lineage: Eukaryota; Viridiplantae; Streptophyta; Magnoliopsida; Cucurbitales; Cucurbitaceae.